Molecule: messenger RNA, 9860 nt
Organism: Peromyscus californicus insignis
Lineage: Eukaryota; Metazoa; Chordata; Mammalia; Rodentia; Cricetidae
Gene: Panx3
Product: pannexin 3
Exons: 4
Coding region: 5422-6600 (392 amino acids)
Biological process (GO): positive regulation of interleukin-1 production; monoatomic cation transport
Molecular function (GO): channel activity
Source: RefSeq, a predicted model, not a curated record
GAAAAAUCUUAUGAUUUUUCUUAUCCAGGAAAAUCUUAUCCAGGAAAAGUAUUUUUUUAAACUCAACAUCUAUUCUUUAUAAACAUACUUAGCAAACUAGCAAGAAAUAAAAGUUCUUUAAUGUGAAAAAUGUAAUCUACCACAAAAUCAAUAAAACCAAAGAAAGAGAUCUACAGUGAGCAUCUUAUAUAAAUAGUAAAAACAUUGAAAACUUUCCCCCAAGACUAAGAAUAAGAUAAAAAUGCACUUUUAUUCAGUGUUGUGCUGGAGGCCCUGAACAAUCAAAUUAAUGCAACUGAGUAAAUAAAGGUAUAAAGACUAGAAAAGAGAAAGGCACAAUUUUUUUUCAUAGAUGUGUGGUGAUUUGAAUGAAAAUGGCCUCCAUAGGCUUUUAGGGAGUGGCACUAUUAGAAGGUGUGGCCUUGUUAGAGUAAGUGUGGCCUUGUUGGAGGAAUUGUGUCACUGUGGGGUGAGCUUUAAGGUUUCAAAUGCUUAAGCCAGGUCCAGCGUCUCCCUCUCUCUCUCUUUCUUCUGACUACGGAUCUGAAUGUAGAACUCUCAGCUCCUUCUCUAGCUCCAUGUCUGCCUGCAUGCUUCCAUGCUUUCUGCCAUGAUGGCAGUGGACUAAACCUCUGAACUGUAAGCCAGCCCCAAUGUUUUCCUUUGUUUAGUCAUGGUCAUGGUGUCUCUUCAUAGCAAUAGAAACCCUAACUAGGACAAUAUAGUUGCUGUAUUGAUAGAAAAUGAAUCUACCAGCAAAUUAUAUAAUCAAUAAGUGAACAUAAAGGCUGCUGGAUAUAAACUUUAUAUAGAAAAAAAUCAAUUGUAUUUCCAUAUAUUAGCAACAAGUAGGUAAAUGCAUUUUUUUAAUUCAAUUAGCAAAGGAAUCAAGAAUACCAAACACAGAAAUUGAACAAGAGAUAUGUAAGUUCUUUCCACUAAAAAAUUAAAAAAAUGGGGCUGGAGAGAUGCCUCAGUGAUUAAGGGCACACACUGCUUUUACAGAGGACCUGACUUCAAUUCCCAAUACCCACAUCAAGAACCCACAAAUGCCUGUAACUUCAGCUCCAGGGGAUCCAAUGCCCUCUUGUGGCCUCCAUGGGCACCUGCACUCACACAUGCACAUAUCCAUAUACAGACACACAUUAUCAAAAAAGUAAAAAAAAUAAGUCUAAAAAGAGACUAAAAAGUGCAAUAAACAGAAAUUUCUAAUACAUAAGCAAAUGGAGACUAUUUUUUACAAAUUAAGUUAUAGAUUUAAAAAACCUGAUCAAAAGUUCUGGCUGGAUUUCCUUACUGAAAUUCAAAAUUUGAUUGUAAAAUUCAAAUAGAAGUACAGAAGAGCAAUAUUAUCCACAAUAAUCUUGAACAAGACUGGAAAUAUUACAUGAUAGUAUCAAGACCUGUUAUAAAGCCUUCAUAGUUAAGAUACUAUAGAAUUGGUACAAAAAUAGGCAAGUGGAGCCUAGUCAUCGGAUUGACAGUAACAACAAUACAUUGCCUGGGAUAGGUGGGCUUUCCAAUAAACUGGGUGAAUCAAUUGGAUACACAUGUGAAAAAUAACAUACCUUGACCUCUAUUCUAUCUCUAUUUUUUUUAAAAAAUUCUAGAUGGACUCCAGGCACAAAGAGAAAUAUGAAGCAAAAAUAUAUUAGAGAACACUUAAAUUUUUUUUUCUUAUUGGAAUAACUGAUGGUUUCCUGCAUAGGACACAUAAAGCACUUUCUGUUUGUUUUUUAAAGAUGUAGCUUGGUGUUCUUGUGGGACUCCUAACAGUGGGAGUGGGGACUGUCUCUGAUUCUUUUGCCUGCUCUUGGGACCCUCACCUCCUACUAUGUUGCCUCAUCCAGCCUUGAUAUGGGAGGUUUGUGCCUAGUCUUAUUGUGUUCAGUUGAUGUACCUGGGAGGCCUGCUCUUUUCUGAAGGGAGGAGAAGUGGAUCUGGGGGAGAGGGAAGGUGGGGGAACUGGGAGGAGUGGAGGGAGGUGAAACUGCUGUCAGGAUGUAUUGUAUGGGAGAAGAAUAAAUUUUUAAAAAAAUAAAAUUUAAUUUAAAGAAAGAGAAACAAAAAUCCACGGAUUGUAGUAGAAUGAGAAUUUCAAGACAUCAGAAAACACCAUGAAGAAAAUGAAAAUGCUACCCGUGGACAGCAAGAGGAUAUUAAAUAAAACGUAUUUCUCAAAAUAGUCUCGGAAUAUUAAGGAAAGGGUAGGAAAACCAACUGAAAAGCAAGCAGAAGUCUUCCACACACUUCAUAAAAGACUGGCAUCCAAGUGACCAAAACAGCCAAUUAGUCAUCAGAGAAAUUUCAAGUUAAAAACCACAAUGUGUUACUUUGAUACACAUUCUAAAAUGUCUUAAAACUUUUAAUUGGAAAUAAAAAUACUGGCAAAGAGGUGUGCCUCUUAGGACUCUCAAAAGCUGUUUGUGAAAGUAUAAACAACCACCUGGAAAAAUAUAAAGGUGACCAUAUGCAUGGCACUGUGACCAGCAAUCCUCUUCUGAGCAUGUAUCCAACAUAAAUAGACACAUAUGCCCACUAUAAGAUACAAAUUACAAGGUUCACAGAAACAUUAUUUUAGUAGCCAGAACCUGGAAGCCCAAAUGACUAUCAGUGUGUAUAGCACAAGUAUGUAUAUGUUUCUAUAAUAAAAUGGAAUGGAUAUCUGAUUCACAUAACAACAUGGAUGAAUCUCAAAAGUAUUUUGAACCGUGAAUCCAAAUAUCAAGAAAUUAAUAUAAUUUCAUGAAUAUAGAGCACAAAAACAAGCAACAAACUGGGUAAUUUUCAUAUACAUAGGAGUCAUGUUUGGCAGCAAAUAAAUGUCUUUUCCCACUAAGCCAUCUCACACUACAAAAUAAGAACUGCUGUUUCCUUUUGUGGGGUGGAGAAGAGGAUGGAGGUUCCAAAGAGUAGUUGGACCCAGGGCCUCACAAAUGCUAGGCAACUGAGCUAUACUCCUGAGCUAUAUCCCUGGCCCUCCAUCUUUAAGGUGUUAAAAUUGCAAAACUAAUCUAUGCUACUAGAAGUUAGGGUAGCAACUACCUUUGGGGAAGUGAGAACUGUUAGAAGGAACAGUAACACUUCACAGUGUCUGUGGAGAGGACUCAAAUGUUCUGCUUCCUGAUCAGAGGAAGCAUUACCAAACUGCACGUGUGGGCAUGUUAUACUAUGUAUGUAUAGUAUACUUCAAAAAGACAAAUAUUUUUGAGAAUCAAAAGACUAUAUAGGCAUAACAACCUACCAUAAACAUUGACAAAAUUGGAUGUAAUUUAAAGUUGCAGAAAUGAGACUCCAGAAAGGGUAAUGGAGGGCAGAAAAAAAGCAUUCCUUUUGUGGUCCAGAUACCUAAAUCAUUAGUAUGCACGAGGCAACUCUAAAUUAGGGUGGGCCUCUAGCCAGUGAGAUGAGGGAAAGGCUGGCCCAGCCUAAACAUCUGUGGCCACAGAAUAAAAGUAUUUAUAGAGACCCAUAUACUACAUACAUCUAAAAAACGAAAAAGUAUCAACCAAGCUAACAAAAUUGUUGUAUAUGUUCUACCUGACUAGCUUCACACACACACACACACACACACACACACACACACACACACACACACACACACACACACACACGCUUUUUUAAAGGAUCAAUUUAGAACCAUUGCGCUAUCCCAGGUCUCUAUUCCAAUACAGCCAAGUCCCACACUAAACGUGGGAGCUCACAAUUGCAUGUGUGGACAUGUCAGGGCUUUUAAACUCCAAUCAUACUAGGUAGCUGUUCCUUAGACCUUGAGUGUACACCCACACAGUCGUCAUCCCUUCAGAAGGUGUACCUGAGCCUGAGAAAGGGGCCCACACCGGCCCUGGAAGCAGACCAAGGCCCAUGGGUAAGGAGUUGCAAAGCCGAGGAUGCUGUAAAGUAGUUUGAAGAGCACACAGGUUCUGCAUAGCACAGAAUGGGCACAUCCCAUCAACCCACGUACUCUUUGUCCCCCAGGAAUAACAGAGCCAAGGAAGGCCAAAAGGAGGCCAGUUAAGGGCCUUCAUUUCCAAGUUUAAGGGCAGUGCUAUAGACAAGACUGUCUUGUUCUCCAACCCAACCACAUGAUGCCAACUUGACCUGAUACUUGAGUACUAGUCCACUUUCUGUCAGCGUGAAAAAGUACCGGAUAUAAUCAACUUAAAGGGAAGAAAGGUGGAGAUGGGGGUCGAGAUCAUCACACCCGAGGCCUCCUCGUUACAAAGGGAAAACACGAAGGGAGGAUAUGUUUAUUUAGUUCAUGGUUCCAGAAUCUGUAGUCACUUGGCUCUGUAGUGUUGGGCCUGUGGUGGACAGUGACUCAUGGCAGAAGUACACAGGGAAAAAAGAAGCUGUUUAUUUCAUGGUGGCCAAGAAGCAAGUGUAAGACAAAGUGCCUGAGGGUUCCAAUAUCCCCAUCAAGGACAUGCCCCAGUGGCCUAGGUCCAACCUUUCAAUUGCCCCACCUCGUCCCCAGAGUGUCACAGGCUGGCAGCCAAGCCUUUAACACCUGGGCCCUGUGGACACUUACCAAAAUGUAGGCGUUCCCUUUGCUUAAAAAGCUAGCGAGCACGUUCUCAUAUACACAUCCAAGCCCCGUGGUUUCUCACAGGCUGAAUCUUGAGAGAAGAGAAAACUUAGACAAAGCGACUUGCCUGAAAUCAUGCAGUUGAAACAUACACACUGUUGGGUCCUUUCCUUCCAAAGGUCAAAGAUCGUGCUCUUCCCACUACUCCACACUGUCAGGCCUCCCCCUGCUUCCUAGAGAAAGGGCAAGCUCGAUGGAACUGAAAACUGUAAAUAACACUCCCGAAAGAAGACCAGAGUGGGGGAAGGCAAGCUAACAUCAAAUGCAGGGCAGUUUCUGGGAAGGAGUCUGGACCUAAGGCGACACUCAUCACCGGGACAAAGUCCGCUCUAUAGGGGUAACUAUCCUCGCUGAAUCCUGGGGGCGCCAUUCCCACCCCAAACCACAAAAUGAGAGCCCUCAACACGUUUAAGCAAUCUCCACCCAAAUUCCACACCAAUUACAUGGGGGGCUGAGCCCACGGCCCCUCCUUCUCUCGACCACUCUGCUGAAAAUACUGUAUUAAUCAGAGGGCAGAAUAAAGCCACAGGGCUUCGUCCUCUGGGACACAACCCAGGCAAGCAGCCCGGCACCAGGCACACGAGAAGCCUGACCCUCCUCCAAAGAGGACCCACCGAGGCUGCGCCUCCCUCUAAUUGCCUGAGUGUCUGGCUCAGAGCCUGGACAGUUGUGUAGAGAACCGUCUGCCUGGUCCUAGCACGGGGUAUGUGAGGCUGGGGCUGCGGCACUGUCGGCUACAGACUAACUCCGGGAAGCGGUCUCCACUUCACCCCCACUGUCCCUGGAUUGCUAAGGGUGGCAGCCUCCCCUGUACCCCCGAGCUCGGCAGCAUCAUGUCACUCGCCCACACUGCGGCAGAGUAUAUGCUCUCUGAUGCCCUGCUACCCGACCGCAGGGGCUCUCGCCUCAAGGGACUGCGGCUGGAACUGCCCCUGGACAAGAUGCUCAAGUUUGUUACGGUGGGCUUCCCCUUGCUGCUGAUGUCUCUGGCCUUUGCCCAGGAGUUCUCAUCAGGGUCUCCCAUCAGCUGCUUCUCUCCCAGCAACUUCAGUGUCAGACAGGCGGCCUAUGUGGACAGCUCCUGCUGGGACUCACUGGCUCACCAUAAGCAGGACGAGGCUGGCCAGUACAAGGUGAAGUCUCUCUGGCCUCACAAGGCUCUCCCCUACUCUCUACUGGCCCUGGCUGUGGCCAUGUAUCUGCCAGUGCUGCUGUGGCAAUAUGCAGCUGUGCCCGCCCUCAGCUCUGACCUGCUGUUCAUCAUCAGUGAACUUGACAAGUCCUACAACCGCUCCAUCCGCCUGGUGCAGCACAUGUUGAAGAUCCGGCAGAAGAGCUCCGACCCCCACGUCUUCUGGGAUGAGCUAGAGAAGGCCCGGAAAGAACGGUACUUUGAAUUCCCCUUGCUAGAGCGGUAUCUGGCGUGCAAGCAGCGCUCCCAUUCGCUAGUGGCCACCUACCUCCUGAGGAACUCCCUCUUACUCCUCUUCACCUCAGCCACUUACUUAUACCUUGGCCACUUCCAUUUAGAUGUCUUAUUCCAAGAAGAAUUCAGCUGCUCCAUCAAGACAGGGCUACUCCAUGAUGAGACCCAUGUGCCAGAUCUGAUCACAUGCAGGCUGACUUCCCUGUCUGUUUUCCAGAUUGUAAGUCUGUCCAGUGCAACAGUAUACACCGUACUGGUUCCAGUGAUAAUCUACAACCUUACACGACUGUGUCGGUGGGACAAACGACUCCUCUCCAUCUAUGAGAUGCUCCCAGCUUUUGAUCUCCUCAGCAGAAAGAUGCUGGGAUGCCCCAUUAAUGACCUCAAUGUGAUCCUUCUUUUCCUCCGAGCUAAUAUCUCUGAGCUCAUCUCUUUUAGCUGGCUGAGUGUCUUAUGUGUGUUGAAGGACACAACCACCCAAAAACACAACAUUGACACAGUAGUCGAUUUUAUGACUUUAUUGGCCGGGUUAGAACCCUCAAAACCUAAACAUCUCACCCAACAGGUAUGUGAUGAACACCCAUAGUUAAGAAAGAAACCAUGGAGAGAUAAGUUUUGUCUAAAGUAACUCUCCUUCUUCACAAGCUGUACAGAGUAAAAGACCAAAAAAUAAAUAAAUAAAGAUGUGAUGAUGAUGAUGAUGAUGAUGAUGAUAUCCACUUAAAAUCGAUAAGAUUGGAUUAGGCUGAAUAUCCUGUAUUUUUAAGAAGAUAGAAUCAAUGCAUGAAAAUUCAAUGUGAAGUCUAGAAAAGAGUCAAAGAUCUGAAAAAUUAGGUCUAGAGCAUUCUGAGGACAGUGACACUGAAUGAAUUGAAGUCUAGACACUGAACACAGAAAGAUUCUAAAGGUCAUUUAUAGAGGAAAGUUCUCACAAUAGCUACUCACUCUAGAAGUCAUGACUGCCUCACCCCAAUGAGCAGGUAGAACAAUUUAGUAAGAGAUUAAUAAGAAUAUGAAACCCCUGGAAACACUUUGAUUUUGCUUGUCAUCUGGCUCUGUAGACAUCUUCAGCCUUGCCAAGCCCUCCAUGGCCAGCAAAGUGAGACAACUUAAUUUGUAAUCUGCUCUUGGGAUGUAAGGACAGAAGAAAAGGCCAUGAACAGAAUCUUUAAGGAUCAAAUUCACUUUUUAUUAUAUAAACUAAAGCUGCUUUUCGACAAGGGCUCAGAUUAUGGACUGUGAACAUUUUCAUAAAUCUUAAUAGUUCAAGGGAUACUACACCUUCACUUACAGCCAACAAUUGAAGGCCAGUAGAUUAAGGGGCUUGCUGCCAAGCCUGAUGACCUAAAUUCAAUCCUGGGACCCAAAUGGUAGGAGAAAACCAACUCUUACAAAUUAGAUUCUGAUCUCCACAUGAAAAUAAAUAAAUAAAUAAAUAAAUAAAUAAAUAAAUAAACAAACAAAUAAACAAAUGUUAAACAUGAAAAUCACAUUGGUUCACUUCUGUAUAUUCUCCAAUUCACGAGUCCAUCCUUGCAUCUAACUACCAAAGCUUUGCUCUGAUUCCAUAGGCUGUGCUUUACCCACAGUACCAUGGUGUCUCUUAAUGAACAUUUUUUAAGCUCUAUGUUAUAUAUUUCUUGAGAGAAUUUUUAUACAAGCCAUUUAUAUCCUUCUUCAUAUAGGUGAGUAGAAAAGCCAUGUUGCUUCUGACAAAUUAAGGUAAAUUUACCUAAAGCAGGCCAAGAUCUUAUAGAUGCUCACCGAUGACAUUCAUAAAAGUUCAACUGCCCAGUGAGUACAGAAGACUUUCGUGAUCUGCACGCUGCCUACUGCUCCAUUCUCUGCUCUUGCUUCCCCAUUAGGUAAAAAGAUGGCUAUGAGUAGUGGAGCAGGGAGAAAGGAGUCCGAGAAGACAGCCCAAGCGUGUUUGUACAACUUAACAAACUGCUUUAAAACUCUGCCCUCGGCUUUCAAUUUUAAAACUAACAGAAUGGCUGUACUAUGGAACAACAUAACCUUCUGAACUGACAGUCAGACGUGAGAUCAGUCACGGCACUUUGAAAAGCAUCAGAUAGGAGAGAAUCAAAACAAACAACAGCAACAACAGAAGCACGGCUGCAUUUUAGUAGUUGUGUCUUCUGACUGCCAGAAUGUUUCUUUGCAGUUAGACAUCCUUGAAGCCACAGAUAAGUAGUUCUUGCUAUAUCAAAAACCAAAACACCAGAGCACUUCACCACACCUGUACCUUAGCAAAGAUCUCUGUCCGCAAAAGAUCUCAGCUUCAAUAUUGCUAUAAUGAAGUAGUUCUGAUAACACCACCUCCUCCUCCUCUUUCUUCCCUUCCUCCUUCGCCUUCACCUUCUGUCCCCACCCCUUCAACCCACCACUGCCAUGGAUAUUUCUAGAGGAUCAUGGGAAGAAAUACCAUAAAAAGGAAAUCUGACCCAUCAUGCUUUGGGAGGAAAAGCAAGUCACCUUACCCUAUGAAGAUGCUACCCACCUCUAACUUCUUAAAAAUCCACAACAGAGAACCCUCUGAACUUCUGUCCAUAUAUAUACACCCUCAAACAGCCCACUUUAGUCUCUCUUUGGAAGGCUUGCUUUGCGUUGCUAAAUAAACUACUGCUUAAACUCUGUGUCUCUAGACUGAAUUCUUUCCUUCCACAAGACUAGAAGCUAGAAGCCAAGCCCACAACAGCUGCACACAGCUUUCACCGUAAUCAGCUACUUGCAGUACCCAUGCUUCUCAUGACACAGUGUUUGGACACGCAGUCUUGCCUCCAGGGUGGACGUCUCUGCCCUUUGCUGUACCAACAACUACUUCUACUUUCGGGUGCCCAGGAGUAGCUCCUUCAAGAAUCCUUCCUGUUUUCUCCCUCUUUCCCUAGAUGGUUGCUAAGCAAAAUCGACUUCAGAAAUAAACAUCCAGACUAUAUCAAUAUUGCAAAUGUAUUUGUCUUCCUUCUUGAAUGAGGUUUUCUAACAGUUGUGUCAUAGUAGGCACUAAUCUGCUUAAGUCGGUAGAAGAAAACAAGUUUGUCAGUAGCAUCCCAGACUUUGGAACGCAGAAACUCGUGUACAUAGUCCAACAUCAAAGGGCCUUGGCCACAGAGAUGUGUGUCACACGAACUGACCAAAAAAAGCCAAACAACGUAGAAAUAAUUGUGCAUAAGACAAUAUAGCCAUAGCUGAAACAGUUAAAAAAGACAUUUAAAUUAUGCCUACAGGACUGAGGAGAUAGCUCACAGGGUACAGUACUCACUGCACAAGUAUUGGACACUAAUUUCAGAUCCACACCACUCACCUGAAACGCCCAGUUGGCAGUGUACAUCUAUAACCCCAGCACUGGGGAGCCAAGGCAGGCAGACUUCUGGAACUCAAUGGCCAGUCAUUCUAACCAAAAUGGUUGCAGACUCAGUGAGAAAAAAAAAUGCCUUUAAAAAAUGGAAAAGCAACUGAAGAAGACAUUCAGAAAUCAAUCCCUGUCCUCCGUAUGCACCUACACAGGUGAAUGCACCUUCACACUCAGGUGCACACACACUCAUACCACAUACACACCAAAAAAAGAAAAAGCAGUGCUUUCAAAGAGGUCGUAACUCUUUAAAGGAUGAUAACAAAUAGGCAAAAAGAAACAUUCUAUUCAGUAUGGUCUAUCUUUUGUGAAAAUAUCAAACACAUGUACUAAAAUGUUAACAGUACGUCAUUCAAAGGGGCGGCAUUAUGGGUUUCUUGGGGGGGAUGUUGUUUUUGGUUUUGGUGGUGGCAGCUUUUUGUUUGUUUGUUUUUGCAUUGGUCUGAUGAUGGAGGUCAAAGGUUUAACAUGAAGAGGAUCAAGCUCAAAAU